AAUGCGACCAUAUAAAGAACACACCAUCAAGAAAACUAAAGAACAGUUGCUGACUCCACAAUGGCCUCUUCCAACAUCUUCUUCAUCAUAGCUAUUGUUGCUUUCUUUGCAGUUCCUUCAUGUUUGGCCACCGACUUUACUGUUGGUGAUGAGAAAGGAUGGAGUCUUGACUUUGAUUACCAAAGUUGGGCAGCUGGAAAGGAAUUUCAUGUGGGAGAUAAGCUUGUGUUCAAUUAUAGAGCAGGAGUUCACAAUGUGAUUGGUGUUAGUGGAAUUGAGUUCCAACAAUGUCAAGCAUCAAGUAACAACACUGUUCGCUCCACUGGCAACGAUGUGAUCACACUUUCUACUCCAGGAAGAAAAUGGUACAUCUGUGGUGUACCCGGCCACUGUGCAGCCCGGAACAUGAAGCUUAACAUAACUGUGCUUGCUCAAGUGGGAUCUCCGGCUACCGCUCCCGGUUCACCAACGUCACCAUCUGCUGCAACACCAAAUGUGGCGUUUAGCUUUUAUGGAUGGAUUGCUGUCAUGGUUAGCUUCAUUGGGUUGGUCUUUGUUUGAUGGUUCAAUGGUCUUCUACAUCCAUAUUCCUAGGUUAAACUGUUGUUGAGUAUUCGUGUUUUUAA
Messenger RNA from Gossypium raimondii (Peruvian cotton), 626 nucleotides. RefSeq names its product blue copper protein 1a. Gene Ontology annotation, molecular function: electron transfer activity. Gene Ontology annotation, cellular component: plasma membrane. NCBI's taxonomy places the organism in Eukaryota, Viridiplantae, Streptophyta, Magnoliopsida, Malvales, Malvaceae. The transcript is spliced from 2 exons. The record is from RefSeq and is a predicted model, not a curated record. The coding region runs from base 61 to 561 and encodes 166 amino acids.